This is a messenger RNA of Siniperca chuatsi (mandarin fish), 4964 nucleotides long. Its product is annotated as syndecan-2-like. Gene Ontology annotation, biological process: cell migration. Gene Ontology annotation, cellular component: membrane; cell surface. Bases 259 to 1149 code for a protein of 296 amino acids. The record is from RefSeq and is a predicted model, not a curated record. Lineage: Eukaryota; Metazoa; Chordata; Actinopteri; Centrarchiformes; Sinipercidae. The transcript is spliced from 5 exons.
GGAUCGUCACGCCGUACUGACGUCACCGCUGAGCCACGCUGCACUGCCAGUCCAAACAACUUUUCUAGAGGAACUCCACAUCACAACGCGCCCGGGAGCCGUUUAUCAAACUGCUGAGAUUCAACAAAGUAGCCGAAAACGUUACGAGGAAUAACCGAAACGACAUAAUUUUGCUUUUGAUUACAUAUAAUUUUGUUUUUUUCCUCACUAUAUAUAUAUUUCUUUCCUUACAAUUGUCGUUUCUAAUUGGAAGUUAAGAUGUGGAAUCUGCGGUUGUUGUUCCUCGUCGGGCUGACGACUGGGUUUAUCAGUGAAAAACUCUUUGUCUCCUCCCAGCCAUCCUUUUCCACAGCAGAUGACCUGUACCUAGAGGGCAGAACGUCAGGUGACCUCCCUAUAGAUGAUGAAGAUGGUGACGACGACGGCUCAGGCUCUGGAUCCGGUGGCUAUGCUUUCAGCGACUUCAGAGAUAAAGACGAGAUACUCAGGAGGUUCAUCAACAUCUCUGGGACCACAGUCUUCAAAGAAAUGGUUCCAAGUCAACCAGAGCCAACAGCAGACGCUCCUGACAACCCACCAACCACAGCAGCAGACAGCCAGGAUCCAUCAACCACAGUGAAGGACACUGAGACAACACCAUUCAUGUUCCCUGAUGGGGACAAAAAGGAUGAGGAGGUGGCAGGUUUUGGCCCAACAGCUGACUGGUUCACACAGAGUACCAGUCUCCGCUCUACCAGCAAGCCUCCCAGUGAAACUACUGCAACCACAUUUGGUAAAGACAUCAGUGUAACCAAAGAUACCGACAAGGACAAGAGUCUGGAUAGGUGGGAUGUCCCAACACCCAAAGACAGUGGAGAUGAAGUCCCGAUCAAAAAGGGUGAAAAUGAUGUUCUGGCCAAAGAUGGCCGAGGAAGCAGAAUAUAUGAGAUGGACUCAACCAAAGAGAUGACCUCUGAGAACUUGUGGGAGAGGACAGAAGUGCUGGCAGUGAUAGCAUGUGGAGUAGUUGGAUUCCUCUGUGCCGUUUUCCUCCUCCUCCUCCUCGUCUACCGUAUGAAGAAGAAGGACGAAGGUAGCUAUGACCUGGGAGACACCAAACUUUCCUCAACAACCUAUCACAAAGCACCUACCAAGGAGUUUUAUGCCUGAACUGACCAAUAGGGACUUUAAAUGGAAACUGUCUCCUCCAAAUCAGGACUGAGAAUGGAUCUAUAAACAACUAAAGAUGAUUCCUCUUGAUGAAGUUUGAAGUCAAGCACGUCUGUUGUUCUGCAGUGCUCCUUCCAUUUUUUUUUUCUUUGUUUUUCUUUCCUACCUUCCUCCUCUGCUACCCCUUCACAUCUCUAUAUAUAAUGUUAAGUGUUUGUAAAGAAGGUAAUAAAAGAACAAAUAAGACUAUUAAAAUACAUUCCUAUCAUUCCACGCUAGGGAAGGACUUAGACAUUAAAUACACAUCCUAAAAUUUACGAGAGGAAUCUUUUCUUGAGUAUCACAAUGGAUCACAACUGUUCUAGUCCAGGAAAGUAAUCACCUUCAAAGUAUUGAUAUCACUGUGCCUUUAGACCCACAUUGCUUUUCUAAGCUGAACCACAUCGGGCUGGACUUUGUUCUGCAUUACAGACAAAUUGAUUGUCAGAUUUAGCAGAGCUACAGCCUGAACUGUCCCAGCUCAGCUUAACAACAUUGAGGAAGUUCACAAAACAUAUGAAUAGCCUUAAUGCAUUUGAAUGCUGAAUGCUGUUAAUAGAAAUGGUACCCCAUAUGGGAUUAGUAUUACAAAUGGCCUUUAAAAAUGUAAACCCUUUUCCCUUUAUUUGAGGUCAAAUUUGAUCUGUUUAACAUUUUUCAUUGGUACAUUUCAUUUCCUGUAUGCUUUCUUUGCUGAAUUGAAGAUUUUUUUUUUUGUUGUUGUUAUGAGGAAUGAAUAUGUUUUUUUCAUUUGCUAGUCAGUAUUGGUGUGAGAGAUUUUGUUACUCUGCAGGUACAUAUUUUUGUUGUUUUCUCAUAGGUAUUUGACACUUAUAGAACUGACCAAAUAUAAAUGUGCUUUAUUUGUCUUGUGGAAAAUUAUUUUUAGUAGCUUUUUCAGUGUGUUUUGAUGUUAAGAGAUUAUAUUUGCUUAAGCCAUUUUUCAAAAAGAGAUUUCAGUCUUUUUUAUUGUAUUCACACAGUGGUAGCACAGUGGUAGCCUUAAUAAGUAGGUAAAUGUCCUUCAACCUUGCAUCUGUCCAACAUUAGUAAUAUUUUCAGGACUAUUUUCUUUGGUGACUGAGUGCAGCAAGCAUAUGGCACAGGUUUGCUAAGGUAGAACCAAGUCUAAUGACUAUAAUUCAGAAACCGUAAAAGUGACUUUCUGGUGACAGCCAAAGCACAUUCCUUUCUGACUGUCAGCUGUAUACAGCUACAAUAGCAGGUUUGAACUUAAAGGGACAGUGACAGCAUGUAGUGUUUCUUACGAUUUAUAGAGUCAGGGCUUAUUCACACAGCAGGGUUGGAGAGUUAAAAAUGCAAUCAGUUAAUAAAUGUGUUUAACUCUCAACUGUGAUAAGCAAUGUGACUGACCUGGAUUAUCCCAAAUCAGCAAUUUAUUCACUACUUAUAAAUUCUUUUUAAAUAGUUACAAUGCUAUUCUGAGUGUAAGCAUGUCAGGUUUUAAACAUGUGUUUCCUAAUUAUCAGUCUUUACCUCAACUAGCCAACCAAAGGAGCUUUUAGAGACUUUUAGAGCUUCAGUAAAGAUACAGGAGGCAGCAAGGACAACAGGGUUUUAUUCCCUUUAGAUAGCACAUUAUAUUUUCUUGUAAACACCCUGUUAAAUAUAUAUUUUAGUGAAAAUAUUGGGGAUUUGCCCUAUGUAUAGUCUCUGAUGAAUUCUAGCUACCUACUGCUUAUUAUGCGUCAAACAACAAUAUUUUUCACAUCAGCUUCUUACUGAAAUUGAGGAAAUGUUGUCUUGAAGCAGCUCUAUUGAUGGCCUUAACAAUCUUUAUGAAAAGGUAAAAUUAAACUUAAAAAAAAACAACUUUGUUAUCAAGAUGACUGGGAUCAGUGGUCACUACACACAGAGAGGUGAGGCUAAGUGGUUAAACUAUCAGUAGACCUGCCCCCAAUCCACACAUUGGGAUUGAAAUAACAUUGGUUUCAGAUUGUUUUAUUUCUGUUGCUCUGAUUUUGUUGACUUUGAGUUUAAUGUCAGACAACAAACGUUAAAUUGGUAUAGAAUUGUAAUUGCUAUUUUUGCUUGUUUUUAGAUUAUCCUGUAUCAAAGGUCACUGCCCCAUCUGUUGCAAAAUUCAUAGCAGUAUUUGUGUCUAUUAACAGUUUGAUCUCCUUCAUGAGGCAAUGUAAUGUCAAUGAAAGUUGGUGUGUGAGGCUACAUUUAUCUUUUGUACGUUAUUCAAGGCUACUUAAUAGUGUUUACGUGAUAUACUUUUUUCUGAUAUAAUAGAAAAGACUCUUAAAGCAAUUCUAGAUUAUCUGAAUGCAAAUGCAAACUACCUAUUAACUAUGGCUGGAAUAAACAGGACAAUCUUAUUACUAACCCACUGUGACUUACUGUUGAUAACAUGACAUUUGUUGAGCACUUGAAUCCUCAGUGCCUCACAAUACAUUAUGUGUUGAUUUACAGUGCUCUUACAGUAUUAGUGUCAUGCUUUGACGUUAGAGCUGUACAAAACCACAACUGUAAUAGUUCUGGGCUAGACUCCACUGUGCCAGUGUGGUCUAGGAAAAACUGGCAUUUCGGUUGUCCAUACCAACAGAAUGUCAGAGAACUGUCUGACAUAGACCAUACCCAUUGAGGGUUAAAGGGACAGUUCACCUCAAAAUCAAAAAUACAUAUUUUUCCUCUUACCUGUAGUGCUAUUUAUCCAUCUAGAUUGUUUUGGUGUGAGUUGCUGAGUUUUGGAGAUAUCGGCCGUAGAGAUGUCUGCUUUUAUAUAUAUAUAUAUAUAUAUAUAUAUAUAUAUAUAUAUAUAUAUAUAUAUAUAUAUAUAUAUAUAUAUAUAUAUAAUGGGACUAUAUGGCAGUUGGCGUGUGGUGCUCAAAGCGCCACAAGUAGCUUGUUUCAGUUUCAUGUGGGAACUAUUUUCUUUCUACCAAUAGUUCCUACAUGAAACUGCACACAACAAGGUCUGUGGAUUAUUUUGAGUAACCGGGUCAUGAUUUGUGGAAAGAGAUGUUGCUGUUGAGUUUUUCAAAAUAAUUUUUUUCAGCACCACAAGCUGAAUACUAUGAAGUCCCAGGGCCGAUAUCUUCAAAACUCUGCAUCUCACACUAAAACAAUCUAGAUGGAUAAAUAGCACUAUAGGUAAGAGGAAAAAUAGGUAUUUUUGAUUUUGAGGUGAACUGUCCCUUUAAGACACAAUGGGUUAGCACUUGUUGGCAAUCCAACAGGUCAUGACACACCAUAGCCUUUCUCUUCUAGGCUCUCUAAGUUUAUACGGUAUGUUGAUGAUACUAUAAUUUAUAUGUACUAAUUUAUACUUGCUUAGACUAUAAUCCAGGUUAAUAUGUCAGUGAUAAAUUGGGAUUGUACAGUAUUUCCUCAUGGUUGAAGCCUCUUUGUGCAUACUGUUCAGUUUGUUUUUAUAUUAUGUUGUAGGUUGUAUUUGACAAACCUUGGUUCAAUUCAUUUUCAAUUUCAUUAUCAGUUGUCAAGCUUUUUAAAAAUACGUUUUCAUAUGAAUGCAGUUAAUACAUGAUUAAAAUAGAAUAAGUUCCUUGAAAAUAUAUUGCAGCUUUAAUUUUCAUUUUAUUCGAAGUUGAAUAUGAAUUGACUAAAGCCUUGAAUUCAACAACUUAACACCCACCUACACAAUGGUGGGGAGCAACUAAAAACCAACUUACAGAUAAAAUGGUGACAUAAGCACGCAAGGUGGCCAAUAGAGAACUGUGUUGCUAAAAUGGUGUAUUUUAUGAGGUUCACUGCUCAGUAAAAGAUGUGGCUUUAAUGCAAUUCUAAAA